UUCGCGCCUCGGCAAGCCCCCGCUGGUCAAGAAGAACUCGGGGUCCAUGAGUGGCUGUGUGUCGCCGCCCCGCUACCUUUGGAUCCGCGUGGCCCUGUUCGAGAAGGUGCUGGCCAAGAUCAUCGACUACCUGGUGCAGAACAGCAGCAAGUACUACGAGAAGGACGCCCUGGUGGCCGACCCCGACUACGGCACCAUCCUCAGCUCCCUCCUGGUGGGUCCCUGCGCCCUGGACUUCAGCCGCAUGAAGACCGUGGACCACCUCUGGACGGACCCACCGGCGGACGAGUUGGUUCAGCGGCACAAGCUGUCCUCGGGUCCCGCCACGCCCCCCGUCCCGCGCCGCCCCGGCCUGCACGAUGCAACUCAAGGAGGGAAAUCGAAAUACCGCAAGCCUGUGAGCUGCAGCAGCGAGGACGUGGGCGUGGCGCCGCCCCGCAGCGUGCCGCUCAACGCGCGGGACUACGUGGAGAGCCUGCACCAGAACAACAAGGCCACGCUGCUCUACGGCAAGAACAACGUGCACGUGCAGCCCAAGGAGCAAAUGGACGCCAUGCCAGGCUACAUGUCCCUCCACCAGACCACCGAGGGGCUCGUCAUCAAGUGGACGCCCAACCACCUCAUGAACGGCUGCUGCCCGGACACCACCGAGGACAAGAGACCUUUCUAUAUGGAUAUGUGCUUUCAAAAAAGCAUCUAUUGGGAAUAUGCCCUCAACGUGCGUGUGGAAGAGAUCGUUUAUGUUCACUGCCACCAGCAAGCUGAUUCUGGGGGAACCAUAGUGCUGGUGGGGCAGGACGGCACUCAGUACCCUCCCAUCCACUUUCCUCGCGGCGGCCACUUGCUAGCCUUCCUGUCCUGCCUGGAGAAUGGCUUGCUGCCCCACGGCCACCUGGACCCUCCACUCUGGUCACAGCGUGGCAAAGGCAAAGUGUUCCCCAAGCUGAGGCGGAAGGCCCGGGCGCUGGCAGGGCGGCAGCAGGCGCAGGACAAUGAGGACGAGGAGGCCACAGACUAUGUGUUCAGGAUCAUCACCUCCCUCAAGCCUGACAGAAUCUCCCACCUUGACCUCAUGUCCCCACUACUACGAACAAGUACUGGCUGGCUGCCUCGUGUCCCAAAGCUGUCAUCACACUCCUCCUCCACCUCCUCCUCAAAGUCCCUCAGCAUUGGGGACUCCAUCAGUGAAAUCCUGCCUCCGCCCCCAACCCCAAACCCCAGCCUGGACGUGCCAUUGCCACCCACUGAGGAGUGCAGUGAGGAAGAGAAAACACACAACAAUAUGGAAAAGAACAGUGACUCGCUGGAGCUGCUGUGUGCCACUAUGAAGCACCAGAUCAUCUCCCGAGCAUUCUAUGGCUGGCUGGCCCACUGUCGCCACCUCAGGACCGUACGUACCCACCUGGCCGGCCUCGUGCUGCCCUCUGCUGCCACGCCAUCACAUGUUCCAGCGUGGGAGGAAGGUGUGACAGAGGAGGUAUGGACAAGCCUGCACACCGACGGCUGCCUCACCCAACAGGAGGAACUGCUGGCACGGGUGUACCUGGGCGGGGUGGUUCAUCCCAUCAGGAAGGAGGUCUGGCCUUACCUGCUCGGUCACCACACCUUCGGAAGCACCGCCGAGGAGAGAGCUGAACAGGACCGCAGGAUACGUCAGACGUACGAGACCACGAUGUCCGAGUGGCUUGCCGUGGAGGCCAUCGUGCGGCAGCGGGACAAAGAGAUCAUGGCCAUGAACAUGCUCAAGUUGUCCUCUGAGUCACAAAAUGGAGAAAUCCCACUGGUGUUUGAGCCCGACACCUUGAGCAUCGGGUCAGUGGACAACCCUGGCGUUGUGCACGAGGAGGAGGAGGACAUCCCGCCUCCUGAGGGUUCGUGUCCAAACAAAGACAUGACGGAGGAGAUCAGAAAUAAAAUCAACAAUGGAGAAGAUGCAGAACUACCUCAAACCAGAAGUAAAGAGAUCUCAUUGGAGGAGGAGGCAGAGUUUGAAGAAGGGAUGUACACCAAGGAGAAACUCAGGCAAGAGAGCAAAGAGAGUGACACAGCAGAGGUGACGAGUCCUACAUGUGUGAUCACUCCUGACGAGGGUGUGGAGGAGGGAAAUGAGCCGGCCAGCCCCCAGCAUGCUAACGAUGACACAGCAGCCAGUGUUAGUGCCUCGUUCACCGUGGAGACUUGUAACCCCCCCACCACCACCCCAGUUAUAGUUAGCAAAGCCUCCCUAGACAGUGGCAGCCACUCUGACGUAGUAAAUGGUGUUGAGGAGGACACAGUCGCCGAUGAGGAGGUGCGGCACAUAACAGAGGACAAGGAGGAGGACGAAGAUGGCAGCAUGAAGGACGGCAUCACAGAAAAUGGAAAGGCUGAUGAGGACAAGAACAUGGACACACUGGCAGUGGAUGACAACCAGGAUGGCCACAGCGUGGAGUCCCGUUCCUCGUGCAUAUCUCCGGCCUCCUCCCAGGGUGGCGUUUACUCGACUGAGCUGCUGGACUCCUUUGGCCUAAACCUUCACCGGAUAGACAAAGAUGUCCAAAGAUGUGACCGUAACUACUAUUACUUCACACCAGACAACCUGGAGAAGCUUCGCAAUGUGAUGUGCACGUAUGUGUGGGAACACCUGGACACAGGCUACAUGCAGGGGAUGUGCGACCUGGUGGCUCCACUUCUUGUUGUCUUUGAUGACGAGGCGGCCACCUACUCCUGCUUCUGCCAGCUGAUGGCGCGCAUGUCCCACAACUUCCCAAACGGUGGAGCAAUGGAUCAACACUUUGCCAACAUGAGGUCACUAAUACAGAUCUUGGAUUCUGAGAUGUUUGAGCUUAUGCACCAAAAUGGAGACUACACUCACUUCUACUUCUGCUACCGGUGGUUCCUCCUUGACUUCAAAAGAGAGCUGGUGUACGAGGAUGUGUUCCGGGUGUGGGAGGCCAUCUGGGCAGCGCGCCACGUCUCCUCAGCACACUUCGUCCUCUUCAUCGCCUUGGCACUUGUCGAGUAUUACCGGGACAUCAUCCUUGACAAUAAUAUGGACUUCACUGAUAUCAUCAAAUUUUUCAAUGAAAUGGCUGAGAGACACGAUGCCAAAGUGGUCCUCCAGACAGCCAGGAACCUCGUCCUUCAGCUUCAAACAUUAAUUGAAAAUAAAUAGACCUUCUAGAGUACUUUCAUGUGCCAAAACUGCAAGUCUUGCCCUGUUGUGUACACUUAAGGUACAUGCACCCUGCGUCCGGAGCAGCAUGAGUGAGUGUCAGGGGUGGCUGUGUGCUGCCUGGACUCUUAUGCAAGAUGGAAGAAACUCAGGCCAACCUAAAAGAGUUUGUAGCAGUGUUAAGGUUUGGGUCAAGGAAACAGAAAAUGAUCUAUAUUUCUAGUCUGGCUCUUAGUUGAAUCCUUUGUGAAAGAUGAACGAAUACAUAAUAUAUAAUAUCAUGUAAUGAUGCAGUGAAUUUUGUUCAUAUGCAUGUAUGUUAACAUACAGAUAUCUAAAUAGAUAAAGUCUAUAUUAUAUAGUAAUAGUUGAAAUUCUUUAUCAGAUUUUAUAUAGAUGACCUAUAUUUCUUUGAAUGUUGAAUGUAUUUACUAUAAUUUAAUGUGAAGUACACACACACACACACACACACACACACACACACACACACACACACACACACACACACACACACACACACAUACAUACAUACA
This is a messenger RNA of Eriocheir sinensis (Chinese mitten crab), 3687 nucleotides long. RefSeq names its product small G protein signaling modulator 1-like. Gene Ontology annotation, biological process: activation of GTPase activity. The coding region runs from base 47 to 3154 and encodes 1035 amino acids. The transcript has 24 exons. NCBI's taxonomy places the organism in Eukaryota, Metazoa, Arthropoda, Malacostraca, Decapoda, Varunidae. The record is from RefSeq and is a predicted model, not a curated record. Gene Ontology annotation, molecular function: GTPase activator activity.